AUGACGCCAACGCCACCAUCCACAACCUCCUCCAGCGCGGGAGGGCACUCUCCAGACGCCCAAUUGAAGUGUAAUCGGUCGCAUCCAUGCGAGAACUGCAUCAGGAGGGGUGACGCUUCCUCCUGUUCGUAUGCAGCGCCGGGCACGCGCAAGAAGAAUCAAAGUCAAGGAGCAACCAGCCCUGAUGAUAUGCAAAACCGUAUUGACCGUUUAGAAGGCCUAGUUCUGUCGUUGAUGACCAAUGGCGCCCAGUCUGCUGGUCCAGCCGCGGCCGCUGCUGCCAUCUCCCGCUCACAGAGCGAUAGUGCUGGUUCGAUUUCCUAUCCCGUCGAGCUUGAUAAUGAUGAAGAUGACAUGAUUAAGGAAGAAGACGAAGGUGAGAAUAGUGAGGUUGAAGGGGUAACUAGCUCUCUCGGCCAUCUGAAAGUAGACGCAGAUAAGGGGAAGUCAUUAUACAUUGGGGACUCACAUUGGCAUGCAGUUCUAGCAGACACUUUAAAAUACCAUUUCAAAGGUGUUCGGCUUCUUGGCCAACACGAGGACAGAGUCAUGAUCACCGAAGUCAAAAACUAUUUUUCCGCGCACAAACAGGACCUGGAAAAAAACUACGAGAGGAUCCGGCAAUCGAAGCCCCGUUCCGCGAUUGAUGGGCCAGCAUUCCUUUUCAGUGCUCAGAGCCCUGUCACGGAUGUUGAGUUGCGUGGGGAGGUGCCAACCAAAUCGGCUGUCGACAAGCUCGUGACUCGAUACUUCAAUUCGUACGACCCUGCUUUACACAUCCUUCAUUCCCCGACAUUUCACAAGGAGCUUCAUAAUCACUGGCAAGAUCCGUCAAAGAGCUCAAUAGUAUGGCUUGGUCUUCUAUACUCCAUUCUCUGCCUGGCCAUGCAAUCCUACCACAAGAUUGGGGAUGAGCCAUUAGAAUGGAAAGGUCGUACAAACGAGCUAGCCGCAGAAUAUAGAUUGCGUACUGUGCAAUGCCUCGUCAACUCAGAUUACACCAAGUCAUCAACGUAUACUAUUGAAACGCUCCUUCUUUACAUACAUGGCGAGUACGCAAGCCGGUGGGACGCAGAGGUGGGAAUUUGGGUUAUAGCAGGUAUCAUUGUUCGAUUAUCUCUGAGGAUGGGAUAUCACCGCGAUCCGAGCAAUUACCCAAACCUCUCACCCUUCCAGGGAGAAAUGAGGCGGCGGAUAUGGUCCUUUAUACGCCAACUUGAUACGAUGUUCUCAUUUCAACUAGCUCUACCAAGUAUGAUUCGGAACUCUGAUGCAGACACUGUAUUACCCCGCAAUAUAUUCGAAGACGAGUUUGGUCCAGAAAGCAAAAUACUACCACCAGCAAGGCCUUUUACAGAGCCCACACCAAUAUCGUAUAUGAUCAUGAAGGCCCAAAUAUCUUUCGAAUUUGGUUCUAUAUUGGAGGAGAUCAACGCGGUUACGGGCAAGGCUAUCAGUUAUGAUGAGAUCCUGCAGCGUGAUAAUCGUCUACGAGAGCUGAAGAACGACAUGCCCCCACAUCUCCGUCUACGUCCUUUAGAGGAAUGUAUGCAUGAUCCUGCAACAUUGUUGAUGCAGCGGUUCAAUAUCGAUAUAUUUUGGCAAAAGACGAUGUGUGUUCUUCACCGAAAGUACAUCGCUCGAGCUCGACAGAAUCCUCGAUAUGCUCACUCGCGUCGUGCGUGUGUUGAUGCAUCUAUGGAAAUUCUUCGUCACCAGGCUAAACUCAAUUGCGAAUCACAACCCGGAGGUCGAUUGCGAUCUAUGAAAUGGUUCAUUUCGUCUCUCACGAAGCACGAUUACUUGCUUGGGGCCAUGAUUGUGUGUCUCGAUCUGCAUUACGAUCAAGUCUCCAAAACGAUGGUAGACCGUCCUCCAAACUAUGACCGAUAUUUCUGGACCCCCGCACAACGUGCAGAGAUGUUCAAAGCGCUCGAAUCAUCGCAAGAGAUAUGGAAAGCAACAGCUGAGACAUCUAUGGAAGCCUAUAAAGCAUCCAGCGUUCUUGGGAUUAUGCUUGAGAAGCUCCGAUGUCCGAAAGGGCCCGCGCCAGAUGGCCCGACGACAAAUGAAGUCUUUGCACAAUUUGAUGAAGAGAGUAUGAAGCCCGAGCAUUCGGCAGCAAUGACUCUCGGUAUGAUGUCGGGUGGUUUGACACCCAACUCUGCAGCUCUGUUCAAUUCUAUGGCUCAGUCACCUGGGGGCACAAGAUAUGGCAACAUGGACAUGAACAUGUCCGACCCAUCUAGCAGUACGGGAACAGGACUUACCCCCAACUACCAAAUGGACAGCACAAACCCCUUCGCUUCGAUGAAUAGUGUGGCAUCACCCUUCUCGGUCUUCAAUAAUGCGGGAACUGGCACUGGAAUGAUGGACGUGCCAGCAAACCUGGACUGGGAGGCAUGGGACUCAUACAUCCAGAACGGCAACGCCAUCGAUCCAGCAUUCCAGUUCUACCCGACGAAUAACGAUCAACCGCAGUUGAAUCCAGAUGGGCAAUCGAAUGACGCGCCACAAUAUGGCAAUAGCGUUUUCAUGGGGGCUAACACACCGGGGAAGUGA
Messenger RNA from Lachnellula hyalina, 2562 nucleotides. Its product is annotated as Fusarisetin A cluster transcription factor. The coding region runs from base 1 to 2562 and encodes 853 amino acids. Gene Ontology annotation, biological process: DNA-templated transcription; regulation of DNA-templated transcription. Lineage: Eukaryota; Fungi; Ascomycota; Leotiomycetes; Helotiales; Lachnaceae. Gene Ontology annotation, cellular component: nucleus. The record is from RefSeq and is a predicted model, not a curated record. The transcript is spliced from 7 exons. Gene Ontology annotation, molecular function: DNA-binding transcription factor activity, RNA polymerase II-specific; DNA binding; zinc ion binding.